AUGGAUGUAACCCGCAUUUACCAGGUGGUUGAAUAUACCCCCAGUAGAUGCUUUCGAGAGUUUGUGCGCGAAGUGACCAACGACCGACGCCUUGGAGAUAGGGAUCCAUCUAUGGCAAUAUUAGCUGAUACAUCAAAGUUGAGAGGUAAUUCUAGCUAUGGAUCACUUAUCAUGGAUCAGUCUAAACAUCGGGAAAUAAAACAUGUGAAAGGAAUUGAAGAAGCCACCAUAGAAGUGAAUGAUUCCAAAUUCAUUAAUCUCACCGAUCUAGGACACCAUGUUUACGAAAUAGAAAAAGCAAAAAGUAGAAUUUCUUAUGACCUCCCAGUCCAACUUGGUUAUUUUAUUUUACAAUAUGCCAAAUUAAGGAUGUUGCAAUUUUAUUAUGACUUUGUUGACAAGUAUGUGGAGAGAAGUGACUUUGCCUACUGCGAAAUGGACACUGAUAGUGCUUAUAUGGCCAUAUCUGGGCGUAACCUGGAGUCCAUCGUUAAACCAGAACUCAUAGGUGAAUUCCGUCAUGGGUUAAUGAAUUAG
Messenger RNA from Saccostrea echinata, 537 nucleotides. RefSeq lists its product as uncharacterized. The transcript has a single exon. The record is from RefSeq and is a predicted model, not a curated record. Bases 1 to 537 code for a protein of 178 amino acids. Lineage: Eukaryota; Metazoa; Mollusca; Bivalvia; Ostreida; Ostreidae.